Molecule: messenger RNA, 3065 nt
Organism: Arachis duranensis
Lineage: Eukaryota; Viridiplantae; Streptophyta; Magnoliopsida; Fabales; Fabaceae
Product: kinesin-like protein KIN-14D
Exons: 17
Coding region: 1-2964 (987 amino acids)
Biological process (GO): microtubule-based movement
Molecular function (GO): microtubule binding; microtubule motor activity; ATP binding
Source: RefSeq, a predicted model, not a curated record
AUGGGCAGCCCAAAGCCCAUUUCUACUGGAAUUUAUAAAAAUGGUUUUAUAGUCUCUAUUCAUGGCGAGGUUGAAGCGAAACAUCGAUUGCUUUUGGUUCAAUGGAUAUCUACCCUUCUUCCUUCACUGAACUUACCGAUAAAUAUCACGGACGAUGUCUUAAGAGCAUGCUUGAGGGAUGGUAUCGUUUUGUGUCAGAUACUGAACAAGCUUCGCCCAGGUUCCGUCCCGGUGGUUAGUGAAUUUGAUCAUGAAGAAAAUCUAAAAUCGUUUCUGAAAGCUAUGGAUGGAUUGGGAUUGCCUCAGUUUUCAAUAUCAGACCUGGAGAAGGGAUCCAUGAAGGUCGUUGUGGAUUGCUUGUUAUCACUCCGAGCAAAGAGUUUGCAGAAUGUUUUCUGGGAUAACAAUUCUUCUACCACUAAUUCCAAAGUAGGAAGCCCUCACGGGAUUACAGCUCCCAGUGUUCCAUUUCCACCAUCAUCCGAGACGACCACAAAGCACCAUCGUUCCCUGAGUAGCCCAUUCUUGACAGAGUCACCAACUUCAUUACUGCACCAGGGUCACAAGUUCCACGAGGGGUUUGAGGUGUUUCAAGGGAAAGAAGAAAGUUAUGCAGAUCUUUCUCCAACAAAAAUAUCAGAAAUGGUCAAAUCAGUCAGUUUAGACAAUGCACCAACUCAGUCACUUCUGGGUGUUGUGAAUGGUAUUCUUGAAGAAACCGUUGAAAAACGAAAUGGUGAAAUGCCUUAUCGCGUCGCCUGCUUGUUGAGAAAAGUUUCCCAGGAGCUUGAGCGCCGCAUGUCAGCCCAAGCAGAACAUUCAAGAACUCAAAGCAAUCUUUUCAAGGUUCGUGAAGAAAAGUAUCAAUCCAGAAUUAGAGUACUUGAGGCGCUUGCGACGGGAAAUAAUAUAGAAGAGGAUGAGGCUGAGAAGUUCGCAGUGGAAGAAAAUAAGCCUGAUGACAGGGAUUUUGAAAGGUCCAUGAAAAAGCAGGAGGACAAAAUUUUGGAAAUUUCAGCAUUGACGGAAGAUUUAGAAACAAGCAAAAAAGCACUUGAAUUAAAAUGCUCACGAUUAGAAGUAGAGGCUAUGGAAGCUAAAGCAGAAAUAGAACAGAAAACUAAAGCAUAUGAGCAGCAAUUAGAAGAAUGGCGCAAUAAGUGUAAAGAGCUUGAGUCUUCUUAUGUUUCAAAAUAUAACAAGUGGAACAUGAAAAAGAACCAGAUGCUAAACGUUGUAAAUUUUCAAUCUAGUAACCUAGAGAAAAUGAAAUUAUCUUGGGAGUCCAUUAAGCAAGAUGUUAUGCAAGAGCAAAAGGUUUAUGCAGAGGAGUGUAAUCAAUUAGGUGUAAAUCUUAAAUCACUGGCGCAUGCAGCCGAGAACUAUCAGGUUGUUGUGGCUGAAAAUCGAAAAUUGUUCAAUGAAAUCCAAGAAUUAAAAGGAAACAUCAGAGUGUAUUGUCGCAUUAAACCAUUUACUGCUGGGGCCAAAGAAAAACAGUCCAUUAUAGAACACAUUGGAGAGGAUAAUUUGGUUGUGGCAAAUCCCUCUAAGCAAGGGAAAGAUGCUCUCCGGUCAUUCAAAUUUAACAAGGUUUUCGGGCCUGAGGCAACUCAAGGUUCAAUUGUGUAUACUCAGGGUUUUCUAUUGAGUUCGGAUGUAUACGCCGACAUACAGGCACUUACAAGAUCAGUUCUUGAUGGAUAUAAUGUAUGCAUAUUUGCUUACGGUCAAACUGGUUCAGGGAAAACUUACACAAUGACUGGUCCAACCGGAGCAACUAGCGAGAAUCUUGGUGUUAAUUAUCGGGCUCUGAAUGAUCUUUUCAGACUUUCCACAAGUAGAACGAGCUCCAUUGAGUAUGAGAUCGGAGUUCAAAUGGUUGAGAUAUACAAUGAGCAAGUGCGCGAUUUGUUAUUCGAGUGUUGUUUCCUUGAUUUGCACACACUUGGGAUACUUACUCACUCGCAGCCAGAGGGAUUGGCAGUGCCUGAUGCAAGCAUGUUCCAUGUUAAUGCGCCUUCAGAUGUGAUUAAGCUAAUGGACAUUGGACUGAAAAAUAGAGCCAUAAGCGCUACUGCAAUGAAUGAAAGAAGUAGCCGUUCACACAGUGUGGUGACGAUUCAUGUUCGAGGGAAAGAUUUGAACUCGGGUUUCACACUGGUUGGUAAUCUUCAUUUGGUGGAUUUGGCAGGAAGCGAAAGGGUAGAUCGGUCUGAAGUAACCGGAGAUAGGCUUAGGGAGGCACAACAUAUAAACAAAUCACUGUCUGCAUUCGGAGAUGUGAUCUUUUCCCUCUCCCAAAAGAGCUCUCAUGUGCCAUAUAGAAACAGCAAGCUCACUCAGCUACUCCAAGCUUCUCUUGGUGGUCACGCAAAGACGCUCAUGUUUAUCCAAAUCAACUCCGACGUAAAUUCAUAUUCCGAAACAAUGAGUACUCUCAAGUUUGCUGAAAGGGUUUCUGGAAUUGAGUUAGGAGCUGCACGAAGUAAUAAAGAGAGCAAGGAUGUGAAAGAAUUAAUGGAACAGGUGGCUUCUCUGAAGAACAGUGUGUCGAAAAAAGACGAGGAGAUUGAGCGGCUACAAUUACUUCACUUUAAGCAACUCCAAAGACCAAGCACAAGCAGAAGUCCGAGGGAUGAAUCCCUCCGACGAACGAAAUCCUCUAUUGGAGGAGACAAAACUCCUCGGGAAAGCUGGAGUUACACAGAUGCAGACUUUGAUGAAAGAUCCAACAAUAAUUCUGAUUAUGGUUAUGGUUCUGAAAGCUCAAAAUCAUCAGAUAAGAUGGACAAACCGAAAACAUUACAAAGAAGCGUUCAAUCGAUGAAGAAAGCAUCAGUCCGAGUCCCAUCUCCCACGAAAACACAAAGGGACCCUCCUAAGAUGUCACCAGCUCCAGGUAUAAGGAAAAGCGCCAGUAUUGGCCACCUAAGACAACCAGGUUCAAAACGGUGGCAGUAACAGCCACACGCUAGUUACCAUUAUAUGUAUAUUCUUUUUCACUAUCCUACGCGCAUAUUGCAAUUGUAAAUAUAUAUCUAUCUAUAACACUCAAGAGUGUA